AUGUCGGAAAUUCCCAAGAAACAAAAUCUCCAAACCGCCCCAACUCCUCAAAAUACUCCCGCCAACAAUGCUCCCAUCUCAUCACACGCCCAGCAGCCUGGCGUAGGCACAAUCAAAGAAGAGGAGUUUGACCGCGCCGCCGCCGCCUCAAUUUUUGCCCAAAACCCAAAGCUCGUCCAAAUGAUCCAAGGAAAGCUUGGUUCACUCGUUGGCAGAUCCUCCGGAUACGUCGAAUCGCUUCCAGCCCCAGUCCGCCGCCGUGUCGCAGGCCUGAAAGGUGUGCAAAAGGAGCACUCAAAACUUGAGGCCGAAUUCCAGGAGGAGGUGCUCGAAUUAGAAAAGAAGUACUUCGCAAAAUUCACCCCACUCUACCAGAAGCGUGCUCAGAUCGUCAAUGGUGCUGCUGAGCCAACCGCAGAGGAGAUUAAGGCGGGCGAAGAGGAUGAGGAGCCAAGCGAGUCGGAUCCAGCUGAGAAAGAAGAGGAGUCUGCUGUUGAUGUCAAGGGUAUUCCAGAAUUCUGGCUUUCCGCCAUGAAGAACCAAGUUUCCCUUGCGGAGAUGAUCACUGAUAGAGAUGAGGCCGCCCUGAAAGACCUUGUCGACGUUCAGAUGGAGUAUCUCGAUAAGCCUGGCUUCCGUUUGAUCUUCCAAUUUGGUGAGAACGAGUUCUUCACGAACAAGACCAUCACAAAGACCUACUUCUACCAAAAUGAGAGUGGUUAUGGAGGAGACUUUAUUUACGACCACGCGGAGGGUUCUAAGAUUGAUUGGAAAGCUGGCAAGGACUUGACAGUUCGCGUUGAGAGCAAGAAACAGCGCAACAAGAACACCAAGCAGACUCGUGUGGUCAAGAAGACUGUGCCAACAGAGUCAUUUUUCAACUUCUUCUCGCCACCGAAAGCACCAACUGAGGAGGACGACGAUGAUGCAGCAAGCGAUAUUGAGGAGCGUCUCGAGCUUGAUUACCAACUUGGCGAGGAUAUUAAGGAAAAGCUUAUUCCUCGUGCCAUUGAUUGGUUCACUGGUGAGGCUCUUCAAUUUGAAGAACUCGAUGAUGAUGAACUCGAUGAGAACGAUUUCGAAGACGAUGAUGACGAUGAUGAGGACGAGAGCGAAGAUCACGAUGACGAAGAGGAGUCUGAGGACGAUGAUGAUGCAGCGAAACCAAAGCAAGAGGCCGCUGAGUGCAAGCAAAGCUAG
Messenger RNA from Glarea lozoyensis ATCC 20868, 1200 nucleotides. Its product is annotated as NAP-like protein. Bases 1 to 1200 code for a protein of 399 amino acids. Gene Ontology annotation, biological process: nucleosome assembly. The transcript is spliced from 5 exons. The record is from RefSeq and is a predicted model, not a curated record. Gene Ontology annotation, cellular component: chromatin; nucleus. NCBI's taxonomy places the organism in Eukaryota, Fungi, Ascomycota, Leotiomycetes, Helotiales, Helotiaceae. Gene Ontology annotation, molecular function: chromatin binding; histone binding.